This is a messenger RNA of Nematocida homosporus, 3255 nucleotides long. RefSeq lists its product as uncharacterized. The transcript has a single exon. The record is from RefSeq and is a predicted model, not a curated record. The coding region runs from base 1 to 3255 and encodes 1084 amino acids. NCBI's taxonomy places the organism in Eukaryota, Fungi, Microsporidia.
AUGGAUUUGGACGGUUGGGGCCUGGGUAUAUUAAAAGUAGUGGUGGUGAUUUGGAUGGCGUAUAGAAUAAUGGUUGGUGGUGCUGGGAGGGAGAGAUUGGAUAGUAUGGGGUUAGUAUUGGGUGCUGGAUCUCGAGUGAGGAGUUGUAAAUUGGAUAAAUUGUGGGUUGUUAUGGAGUUGUGGACGGGAUUGUUGCUGUUGCGUGGUGUGAUGGGAUCGGAUGAGCUUGAGGAAAGUGUGAUGUUGGAUGAGGCAUGGUUACAGACUUGGCCGGCUCCGGAUAAAAUGAUUGGGCGUUUGAACUCACUUGGGUUCUAUUUUAAUGUUCAGCGCGAUUCCUUGUUCUUUAGACUAUACAUGCCUAGAGGAUUGAAUGAGGAUGACUCUGCUUCUAACCCGCUUGUAAGUUCGAGUGCUUUAUUGCAGAAUGUUCCUGUGUUUGUGGUUGUGUUUACGGGUGUGAGUAUUAGAUUUGAUUUGCCGAGGUAUUUAAAUGCAGAUAAGGCUAUGGCUGAUUUGGCUAUACUAAGAAAGAUUGCUGUUAUUUAUGGUGUAAACGUGACCUAUGGAGAGAUUUCUUGUGCGAAUGCGAAUCCAGAAUGUUAUCGGGAAAACGUGCAAGUUUUAUCUCGAGUUGUUAAUAUGUUUACUUGUGAAUCUCUGAGCAUUAAAGUGAAUAGUAGCUACGAACUUACUGCUCAAGAAAGACAGCAGUGCUUUGACGUGUGUUAUGCUGAGGCCCGGAAUACAGUUGCCCAUAUUUCUUCUAGUUUAGAUUGUCGGCUUACCUUUUCUUCCAAUGUGCAUGAGGGUUUGAUGGACUUUCUAUCUAGUGGUAUUGUUAUGUUGCGGCAGAUUUCAAAUGUUGGGCUGACCGGGUAUGAAUUCCAGGUUGCUUCUUCCCUUAGGAAAUUACCGCUGGCCAAGAAUUACACGGUCUGUUUUCAGUGGAUGCCUGAUGACGUCACCAUUGAUUGCAGUUUUCUUCAAGCGCCUUCUCCGCUAUGUAAACGGAUUGUUAUUGAUAAUAGUGAGUUCACAAAGUUAAAAGUAACAGGUCUUGAUGAAGCGGUUAAGCUUCACCCAAUGAUAGAUCUGACGAUAUCUUGGGAGCACCUCUGCCUGUUGGUUAAGAAUAAUGACACUAUGGUUCAAGUUUAUAGUAUCUCAGGCAUUGAUGCUGAGUUAUACUUGAACCAAGUUAUUGCUACAUCCUCCCAAAAGUCGCCCCCUCUUGAGCUUCGGGUCUUUGCUGCAGUGAUAUAUGUUGCUGUUGAUGUCUGUAUGCCAUGUAGAUCCUUGGCCCGUCAUAAGGAUCUAUACUCUGUGGAAACAUGUGCCCUGCGAGGAAUCUCAGUAGAUGAAUUUAAUGUCUUCUACUCUCCGGACCGAAUAGACCUGUAUCAGACACUAAAGGUGCUUAAGAAGAUCUCGGCUUUAACUACAAUACCAGCAGAUGUUUGUAAUGAAACUAUUGUAUGUUGCGGAGAAGAGUUAAGCAAACCAGGUUGGACGCUUAGUGAGGCUGUCAAUAUUGUUCUUAAUGGUGCCGAUGCAGACCGUAAAUUCGCGGACCAUCAAAACGCAAGGUUCUGCCAGAACAUACACUAUAGACUCAUUGAUAUUACUGCGGCUGGUAGUCCAUACCAAGGCCAGGUUCAAGUGUGCACUAAUCUUCUACGUGUUUUCCAGAACAUCACUGCCCGGCAGAUUAGUAUUACAGAUGUCCGUGAUCGGGUUUAUGAUCGGACCAAGUUUAAUAUAGAUACUCUAAAAAGCGAAAUGGCUGCCACCCCUAAAUACUAUCUUGACCUCCAGAAACUGAUACUAGAUAAUGUUGAUGAGUAUAUCAUUUAUUGGGUCUUGGGUAGUUACAACUUUGUCGGUUCGAUCAAAGUAUAUAUUCUAAACCAGCGCUUUACUAAUCUUGCCAUUGCCCAAGCCCUUUCUCUUCCUAUCGCUCAUAACAUCACAACGCUCGUAAUGGAUGACUUCAUAACAUUAAAUGAAGUUGGGCUGGAUGAAGCACAUGUGCCAAAGGAGGACUUCUCGCUAUUCCGAUAUAUAAGAGAAAAAGAAGGACAGAACCAAACCCACAAGGACCUUGGCCUAUACAAACUGAUUUUGAUGCAGCGUAAAGAGCCUUAUAGCCAGUAUGUUAGCGCCAUUACCCGGUUUUUGAACUAUGGUGUUAAUAUCAUGAAUCAUCCCUUUCAAUUCUACAUCAACAAUGUAGCCAACCGCAUUAAUGCUGACACAAUGGACAGAAGUAUGCUUGGCAUUUAUGAUAUCACCCCUGAGGAUCUGGCCACUGAUAUUGCCAAUUGCCAGCUAAAAACUCAAUCCCAAGACCAUUCAAUUCACAAGAACCCAGUCGAAAAGUUGUUUUUGAAUUUCGCUGAUAGCUACCAACUAACUGAAACAAACUUGUCAACAAUCCUGCAGUGGGUGAGUUGCCGGUUCAAACGGCUGAAUGUUUUGCAACUUUCUAGUGUUACCAUAUCCUCGCAAGAUUGGAAUAAUAUAACCUCGCGUAAAUACUUGGCUAUUGGCCUUGGUUUCGUCAAGGUUCUUUAUUUGACCAAAGCACAUCGGGAUUGGCGGGUCAAUCUAUUAAUUCAUCCAUGCCAAAACACUCUCUUAACCGCCGUCACUAAUCCUCAAGCCGACCUUAUAGUUGUGUCUGGUGCAAUACUGUCUUGGCUUUUCACUCAUCAGAAUACACCCGAUGAUCGUCUUGCUGAGUAUAUUGCCAUCGAGGCAUAUCUGCGAAUGAUUAUAACUGAUCUCCAAAGAAAUCCCACCGGUGUCUCGUGUUUGGCUUGCUGCUAUGAACUUUACGUGCCAAGUACAAGAACGGACGAGGAGGGACCGCUGGCCAAAAGACAGUCUAUCAGGUUCAGCGAAACAGACCACUUUAAGACCUUCUGCUACUUCAGGUGUGGCCACACACUCUGCAGUAAAUGUGCACUUCAAAUUAAGACGAAAUCAGUUAUUAGCUGUCCGACCUGCCGGGGACAGUAUGAGAUUAAGACUGUUCAUAGACUUAUAAGCAUUCCGUUCUCUAGUUUUGUCUUCAUCCAGGACAACAGCAGUGUAUCGGCCGCGAACCAGGCCUGGCUCGAUGCCAAGAAAGUGCGCGAUGGCCAGGUUUAUUUCUAUCUUUCCUAUGCAGAUAUGUUCGAUUUUGAAGCGGAUCAUGACCGAGAAGUAUGGUAUGAUAUGAAUCAAAAAGUCUAUGUUAUUUCGGGAUAA